Molecule: messenger RNA, 1071 nt
Organism: Capsaspora owczarzaki ATCC 30864
Lineage: Eukaryota; Filasterea; Ministeriida; Capsasporidae
Product: phosphatidylinositol transfer protein/retinal degeneration b protein
Exons: 3
Coding region: 39-845 (268 amino acids)
Biological process (GO): phospholipid transport
Cellular component (GO): cytoplasm
Molecular function (GO): phosphatidylinositol binding; phosphatidylinositol transfer activity; phosphatidylcholine binding
Source: RefSeq, a predicted model, not a curated record
UCUUUUCAUAUUAUUUUGGUUUUUUGACUGUACAACAAAUGCUAGUGAAGGAGUUCCGCGUUCCCCUCCCGAUUUCCGUUGAGGAGUACCAAGUUGCCCAGCUGUACGCUGUCGCCGAGGCCAGCAAGAACGAGACCGGCGGUGGUGACGGUAUCGAGGUGCUCAAGAACGAGCCGUACGACGAUCCCUCCCUGCCCGGCGGCAAGGGCCAGUACACUCACAAGAUUUACCACUUGGCAAGCAAGGUUCCCCGAUUCAUCAAGGCGAUCGCGCCAAAGGGCUCGCUCGAAAUCCACGAGAAGGCCUGGAAUGCCUACCCGUACUGCAAAACCGUCUUGAGCAACCCGGACUACAUGAAGGACAACUUUUCCCUCACCAUCGAGACCUGGCACAAGCCUGGCCAGCCCACCAUCGACAAUGUUCACCAACUGCCACUGGACCAGUGGAAGAAGGUCGAGGUUGUUCAGAUUGACAUUGUGAACGACCCCGUCGAGCGCAAGGAUUACAAGGAGUCGGAAGACCCUGCCCUUUUCAAGUCGACCAAGACUGGCCGCGGCCAGCUUGCUGCCAACUGGAAGUCAACCGCCGAGCCUCUCAUGACCGCCUACAAGCUUGUCUCCAUGGAGUUCAAGUGGUGGGGCUUGCAAUCUCGAGUGGAGAGCAUGACCAUGAAGACUGAGCGCAAAAUUUUCCACAACUUCCACCGACAGCUUUUCUGCUGGAUGGAUCACUGGUACGGCUUGACGAUGGCCGACAUCCGAGCUCUCGAGGACAAGACCAAGCACGACCUCGACGAGGCACGCCAACACGGCGAGGUUAAAGGCACCGCCAUGCACGACGAGUAAAACCCCCCCAAAAAAACUCGACAGUGUUUUGUUGUCUGCCUGUACUUUUUCUGAUAACGCCCUAAAGUGUCGAGUCUCCAAGACUCCACUCUAUUCUCCCCCCCCCCGCUCCCCACUUCCACGUCCCUCUGCCUUGUUUGUACCUGUUCAUUCGCUUUCUGUUGACAAAAACAAAAUAAUACGUUUUUCCUGAACAACCCAAUAGCGACCCAAUAGCAACCUAGCC